Molecule: messenger RNA, 606 nt
Organism: Homalodisca vitripennis (glassy-winged sharpshooter)
Lineage: Eukaryota; Metazoa; Arthropoda; Insecta; Hemiptera; Cicadellidae
Exons: 1
Coding region: 1-606 (201 amino acids)
Source: RefSeq, a predicted model, not a curated record
AUGGAUGCAGGCGCUGGGGUGCUGGGGACCGGCGGUUGCCGCCGAUGUGGUCGUCAUGACGAGACCACGGCCCAUGUGCUUUGUCACUGUUUACCGUCCAUGGCCGUGGUCACGAAGCGUCAUGACGCCGUCCUUGGCCUCCUCGCGGCAUCUAUCCGACCUUCACCUGGGGGUGAGGUGCGCCAGAACCAGCGGGUACCUCUCGACCAGCUGCUGCCUGAACGUGUUGUCCCAGACAACUUGGCUCGCCUCCGGCCUGACUUGGUGGUCAUCGACCGUGACCGUAAAUUAAUUAAAUUGGUCGAUGUCACCAUGCCGUACGAGGACGGAUGGCAGUCCAUUAUUGACGCACGGGAGAGGAAAUACGCCGCAUAUGAUCCCCUCGCCCAGACUCUCCGAGCCGGCGGCUUCCAUGUCACCGUGGACGCCUUUGUUGUCGGCUCUCUGGGCGCGUGGGACAAAGCCAAUUGGGGGACCCUGGCCCGACUAGGUGUUUCCCGGCAAUAUAGUGUGGCCCUCUCCCGUAAGUGUGUCUCCACUACCAUCCGCUGGAGCCGGGACAUAUACGUGCAGCAUAUUACGGGUGUGCGACAAUAUAGCCCAUAG